AUGGCUCACCUCUUUAAUCUACCCACUGAAGUCCUGUAUCUGAUGCUGGCACAAUGUGACUCUACCACACUUCAUUCCCUCUCGCUUGUGUCCAGAUCCCUCCACCAUCUGUCCAAUCGAUUCCUCUACUCCAACAUUGACUGGGUAUAUCACUACGACGAACGACGACCGCGAUACCCACCUCUUACUCUCCUUCUGCGCACCCUCCUAGCGCAUCCAGAGCUGGCUCUACUCAUCAAGCGAGUCCAUCUAGACAACCACUACUUGGCGAACAUGGAAGAUCACUUGAAGGACAUGGUACCGGGAUCGUUAGACCUCCAAACCAUCGACGCAGCAAUGGAUUUGAUAAACAAGAUGGGGUUCCCGCAGAAUGAUCGGUGGUAUAAGGCGCUGAGCGAAGGGAGUGUUGACGCCGUGAUAGCCUUGAUCCUUUCCCAGCUUGAGAAUUUGGAGACGUUGAAAUUGGCACUGUGUCUGGUGGAUGAUUCCGUGUUUGUGGGAAUGGUAUUAAAGCAUUUGAUUACGGUACGUGGGGGAGGAAGUUUCAGCAGUUUGAGAUAUGUAAAAUUUGGCGACAACGUUGAUGGGUACGAUGCUCUGGAUAUUCAGGCGAAUAUUGACCAGAUUAUCCCAUGCUUCUUCCUUCCGUCCUUGGAGGAACUGAUAGUGACUAUCCAUGAGCCCGACCUCUCCUCAUGGCCCACGCUCAAAGAAGAGCUGCACCAGAAGCAGCAGUCUCAGUCACUCACGACGCUCCGCCUCUACCGGUGCGACAUCGACCCGAAGCAUGUGGAGACACUGGUGAUGUUAGCACCAGGACUCAAAGUGCUACACUGUGGUUUCCUCCGUCACAUCUCGGCAUCUGAAUACUCAGAAGAGAUUGAUUUCGCAGAUCUCCGUUCCGCUCUACUACCCGCUGCAGAUACCCUUGAAGAACUAACUAUUGACAUGCGAUGGACUGACAAAAACUGCGAUGUCUUCUCCCUGCCGCUCAGUUCAGCAGGGAGAGUUCCCAUGGGCUCGCUCCAGCAGUUUCACACCCUCAAGCGCCUGGACAUACCGACUGAAUUACUCCUGGGUAACCUUAAUCGCCCGCGACCUCCGCACAAACGACUAUCUGACCUCCUGCCCCCGAGCCUUCAAUCUCUAUGCUUAGUAGACAACGCAGUGACUUGGGAAUCAUCUUCUGACCGGCGUAGCCCAAACUCAACCGAAAAUUCUAUGCAAGCGAGCAUCGAUGCACUCGCUGAAUAUCUAAGCGAUCGUGCACAGCACGCCCCAUUUCUGCGGGACAUCGUCCUUAACUAUGAAGGCAGGCCGUGGGAAGGGCACAGCCUGCUCGAUCCAACGUAUGUCGGCAAUAUUGCGCGUCCGACACAACCGCAGCUGCUGCGCAGAAUUGCGGAGGCAAGUGGUGUUGCGAUGUCUGUAAUUUACACAAAAAGGAUCAAACGGGGGAUUUCGGGGCGGGCGUCAAUUAUCUUGUAUGAUCCUGAGAACCCGGAUACUGAGCCUAUUGAGUGUGCGCCGUCGUUUGUGGAGCUCUAG
Molecule: messenger RNA, 1548 nt
Organism: Aspergillus lentulus
Lineage: Eukaryota; Fungi; Ascomycota; Eurotiomycetes; Eurotiales; Aspergillaceae
Source: RefSeq, a predicted model, not a curated record